AUGAGCACUAUUCUGGAUAUUUUCAAACAAAUAACUUUAGGCAUGAAUUAUCUGCAUUCAAAAAAUAUUAUUCAUAGAGAUCUAAAAACGAACAACAUUUUCCUUAUGGACGAUAUGAGUACUGUGAAAAUUGGAGAUUUUGGUCUUGCUACUGUUAAAACUCGUUGGAGUGGAGGGCAACAAAGUCAGCAGCCCACUGGAAGUAUUCUGUGGAUGGCGCCGGAAGUCAUUCGCAUGCAAGACCCUAAUCCAUACACUACGCUAUCCGAUGUAUAUUCAUUCGGUAUAGUCAUGUAUGAGGUUCUAUCAAGCUCUCUGCCAUAUACUAAUAUAAAUAAUCGAGACCAAAUUCUUUUCAUGGUUGGUCGUGGCUAUCUCAGACCGGACGCUUCGAAAAUACGAUCGGAUACUCCGAAGCCAUUGCUGGCUCUUUAUGAGCGCUGCAUCAAAUACAAUAGAAGUGAAAGACCGGAGUUCAGCGAGGUGCUCGACAAAUUGCGCGGUGUCUCUCUUCCGAAGCUGACUCGAUCGACAUCUGCACCAAGUCUCUAUAGGGGUAUUUUGGAAACUGCAGAAUCAAUGGGAGGCUACAAUUCAAAUGCGUCUCGAACUACUCAUCACCUUUGGGAGAACGGGUAUGACCAUCGACGCUCUCUCUCCGAACAUUUGGGUCUUUUCUAG
Molecule: messenger RNA, 681 nt
Organism: Cooperia oncophora
Lineage: Eukaryota; Metazoa; Nematoda; Chromadorea; Rhabditida; Trichostrongylidae
Source: the annotation of a GenBank genome assembly